UUGCUCACCAUUCUCCAUCUCAUUUUCACUCAUCACAACUCAGUAGUAGUAGUAGUGAAGCCGAGGAAACAAUCCAGUUUGACCAUGAGUCCCUCCACCUGGACCCUUGAGAUCGAGUCCCCAGCCCCCGCCGCAAGGCUGUUCAAGGCCGUCCUCGACUGGCACAACCUGGCCCCUAAGCUCCUGCCCAACAUCGUCGCAAGCGCCGUCGGUGUCCAAGGUGAUGGCAGCGUCGGAAGUGUCCGGCAGCUCAACUUCACCUCAGCAAUGCCAUUUGGGUAUGUGAAGGAGCGCCUGGACUUUGUGGACUUCGACAAGUUUGAGUUCAAGCAAAGCCUGGUGGAAGGCGGUGAUCUCGGGAAGAAGAUCGAGUCAGCCUCGAGCCAGUUCAAGUUCGAGCAAACCAGAAAAGGAGGGUGUGUGUGCAAGGUGGUCACAACCUAUAAGCCAUUACCAGGAGUUGAGAACAAGGAUGAGGUAGCCAAGGGAAAGGAAGCAGUGACCGGGACCAUCAAGGCAGCAGAGGCCUACCUCCUGGACAACCCUGGUGCCUAUGCCUGAAGUGGUUCGGGUUUGAGCUCGUAUACGUGGUGGUGUGAUAGAACUAUAAUAAGCAAGAGCUUGCUCUCCAAAAAAAAGCAAGUGCUUGCUUUUGGAGUGAGCGUUUGUGAAGUUGUUCUGG
Molecule: messenger RNA, 682 nt
Organism: Elaeis guineensis (African oil palm)
Lineage: Eukaryota; Viridiplantae; Streptophyta; Magnoliopsida; Arecales; Arecaceae
Product: pathogenesis-related protein 1
Biological process (GO): abscisic acid-activated signaling pathway; defense response
Cellular component (GO): nucleus; cytoplasm
Molecular function (GO): abscisic acid binding; signaling receptor activity; protein phosphatase inhibitor activity
Source: RefSeq, a predicted model, not a curated record